CUCAUUCUUCAACUGCAUAAACACCUGUAAAUAGCAAGUUUCUUCAUCAACAAGUUUGUAAACAAAUAAUUAACAUAGUUGCGAACCCCUUAAAAUUGUAAAGUUUUCAAAAAUUAUAAAUUAAUUAAGUUUAACUUGAUUCAAGUAGUUCAAGUGAUCAAAAGUGAAAAAAAUCAAUUAUAAUCAACAUUUAAGACCAGACUGUGAUAUUAGCCACAGAAAAAUCAGCAAAAUAAACAAUUAUCAAACAUCCAGUACAAAAAAACAUCCACAAACUCAACAGACAUCAAGACAAAAUUGAAUUAUAAGCCAUCCAUUCAGUACUUUUCCUUGCUACCAUUUUCAAACGAAAAGCUUUAAAACUGAUCGAUAAAAAGAAUCAUUUAAUUUUUACUUUCUUAUAUUUUCUUUAAAAAUUUCCUUUUAUGAAUUUUACGUCACUAGUCUUCAAUCGAAUAUUGAGCAGAAAGCAGGUUGUUCAUUGUAUUAAAAAGAAUAUUAUCUUAUCGAAUUCGUUAUUUAAACUUCAUACGCGAAAAAUGAGCGACAAACCUAAAAUAAUCUUCGUAUUAGGCGCACCGGGUGCUGGAAAAGGUACACAAUGUGAGAAAAUAGUCGAUACUUUUGGAUUUAAGCAUUUAUCAGCUGGUGAUUUAUUGCGUGAGGAACGAAGCCGUGAAGGAUCAGAAUUUGGUGCUCUUAUUGAGGACUGUAUUGUUAAUGGAAAAAUUGUUCCUGUCGAGAUCACUUGCAGUUUGCUUGAAAAUGCGAUGAUUAGAACUAAGAAGGAGACCGGCAACAAUAAAUUUUUAAUCGAUGGCUUUCCUCGUAAUGAAGACAAUCUUCAAGGCUGGCAGCGACAAAUGUCAGAAAAAGUUGACUUCCUUUUCGUCUUCUUCCUUGACUGUUCAGAGGAUUUGUGUGUUGGACGAUGCCUUAAACGUGGACAAGCUGGAAGUGGAAGAUCUGAUGACAAUUUGGAUAGUUUGAAGAAGAGAUUUAAUACUUACAUGACCGACACAAUGCCAAUUAUUGAGCACUACCAAAAAUUGAAUAAGGUACGGAAAAUUGACACAAGUCCUGGUCCAGAUGAAGUUUUUAAGUCUGUUCAAACUGCAUUGCAACAAGCUCAUGACGAAAAAUUAUUUUAAAUUAGAUCUAAUUGUCAAUUUAAAAGCCGGACGCAAGUCAUUCCAUCGCAAAAUUCUUAUAAAUGUGUCGUAAAACAAAAUGUUUGUGGAAAUUGUCAGUUACUCAGCAACUUCAAAAUAUCUAAUUGUUACUGUUCUGCACCAAAAUUGCUGUAAUGUAUUGUAUUGGAACAAAUAUCCUAUAUUUUCUAGACUAAAUUUAAACAACAUGAGUAGCUCAGAAUUGUGAGCUUAAUUGAAUGUUAAGGAACUAAUUUGGCAUGUUAAAUAGGACAAGUUAUUUAUUGUAAAUCAUGCUUUAAUUGAAUUUAAUAAAAUAAUAAAUGAAGUUUGUGGGAUGUUAUGAAGUUUGUUUUAAAAUUGAGUUUCACAGGAAAU
Molecule: messenger RNA, 1529 nt
Organism: Chironomus riparius
Lineage: Eukaryota; Metazoa; Arthropoda; Insecta; Diptera; Chironomidae
Source: the annotation of a GenBank genome assembly